Messenger RNA from Geodia barretti, 976 nucleotides. The record is from the annotation of a GenBank genome assembly. Lineage: Eukaryota; Metazoa; Porifera; Demospongiae; Tetractinellida; Geodiidae.
GAAAGGGAGUUCUUGUAUGGCAGACUAUGAAGAUAAAGGGUCUCAAAUACGGAUAACAAACCUUGAGGCUUUUCCGAUGGGCGUGAAAGCCUACGUCAAGAUUGAGACGAACAUGGGUGUUACGGGGUGGGGCGAGAUUAACAAUAUGGAGACGACCGUCACCUGUGCGUUGGCGCGCUCCUUGUCGGAACUGAUUAUCGGGGAAAAUCCAACACGCAUUGAGCAUCACUGGCAACGGUUGUUUCGGGCACACCGCAACAUCCGGGGCGGCGGGUUGAUGGUACAUACCAUCUCUGCGAUUGAUAUGGCGUUGUGGGAUAUAGCGGGGAAACUCUGGGGCGUACCCGUCUAUCGCUUACUCGGUGGUCCCUGCCGCGAUAAGAUUUGGAAGUAUCCGAGUCCGAAAGCGAUUAAGACGGGACCUGGAGGCUCUCAGCCGUUUGCUGGCACCCCCGAUGAGAUCGCGGAUCUCGUUCAGCGCGUGCGGGAUGCCGGGAGAAGUGAUGCGCAAAAUCCGGGAAUCCGUCCUGUACCGCUCGCCACCGGAGAGCGCGACCGCACAAUAUGGGAGGUUCGCGAAAUCCUCGAAGCGCAAGUGAUUGACAUCCUUCAACCCGAUUGUGGACACGGCGGCGGUAUCACGCAGGUCAAAAAGGUCGCAGCACUCGCCGAAGCGCAUCACGUCCCGAUUGCGCCGCAUUGCACGAUGUCUUACCUCGGUCUCACCGCGAGUUUUCACUUAUCCGCUGCUGUGCCGUUUUUCCUCAUCCACGAGGGCUAUGAGAACGUCCUUCCAGACGGUGUUGCCCACAAGACGUGGGAGAUGGACGAAGAAGGUUACGUUUCACUUCCAGAAGGACCUGGCUUAGGCGUUACCGUUGAUGAAGCAAAGGUUAUUGAAGUCGGGCAGGAAGCAGGAAGGCGUUUCACCUGGCCCGAUAGUAGAUUAGCGGAUGGCUCCAUCGCUGAUUAUUAG